GGGCUCACGAACGUGUGCUGUUGCGUCUCAACUCCUCCCUUCACCAAUUUGUCCGCAUCGACCAUGUCACGACGCCAGUCUCUCAGCCGAAAAAUCGAUGACAUUCUCGCAGCGGGUGGCGACAUGGCGAUCCAAGUUCUCAGAGCCGUUCAUUCUACCGCUGAUGUGUUCCCUCCAUUGAAGGGUGCCACUGGCACCGCACUCCUCAUCCUCAACGAAGUUCAAAUGUUCCAGGAGGAUAAGAAGGAAUGGGAGGACUUCGGGAACUACGUCGUCGAAAACGUGGCCGAGGUAGUUGCAGCCAUAAGGUCCUAUGAUUCGUCCUCAGAAGAGGCAAAGCCAUGGGUAGAGAGCGCUACAAAGCUUGAUGGCGCCCUACGGAAUAUUCAGGCCCAAAUCGAAGGAAAGCUCACAAAAAUGAACAAACGACCCACCCUAAUAAGCGCAUUGUCCCCCACGAGAAGGAUUAGGGUUAGUAGCCUAAGGAAAGAUCUUGACGAUGCAUUGGCAUCGUUUCAGCUGAGGGUAAACUUAGGAAUUGGUGUCAAAUUAUCAGCCAUAGGAGAUAGUAUAGGCCGUCUACAACGGCAGAAUUCUUGGUAUCUUCGACACCCCCACGGCGCCUAUCAUCAUUCAACUGGGCCAUGCUUGAACGGCACCAGGGUCGACCUCAUUGAGCGUAUUAUGACCUGGUGUCGCAAUACUGGGGAUAAUGAUAAUCGGCUAAUGCUGCUCACUGCUGUGGCCGGCGCCGGCAAGACUUCGAUCGCACACACCUUAGCAGAAAGGUGUGCAAAGGACGAGGAAGACGCUACCUUGUUACUAUCCUUCUGCUUCAAGGGUGGGGAACAGUCGUGGCCCGAACGUCUGCUCAGUGCCAUAGCUCAAGCUCUAGAAAGCCGCGACCCGGUUUAUCGCAUUUUCAUUGCUUCGGCCCGUCGGAAAGACCCUGCUCUUUCGAUGGCUCCACUCCUGAUACAGUUCAAGAAAUUGGUGGCUUCGCCCCUCCUCCAUAAACCUCCCCUUUCCAACCGCCCCAUGGUGGUCAUCAUUGACGCCUUAGACGAAUGUAACAAAAAAGCAUUCGAACCCCUUGCUCAUAUUCUUCGGGAGGAAAUCCCAAAAUUACCGUCCUCCAUAAAAUUCUUUAUCACAUCGCGACAAUCUGAUAUAGUUAAUCGCUUCCUCUCGCCUCAUCUUCUCAUCGACCGACUUACCAUUAAUCUUUCGGAUGACGCGAACGUGCGGGACUGCGCGGAGUACAUACGUUCGGAGCUGCAAGCGCUGAGGAGUUGUCAUCCCGAAAUACGAUAUAGACUUCAGGACGAGGAGAGAACGGUACAAGAGAUCUCGGAACGAGCAGGAGGCUUGUUUGUUUGGAUCAGCACCGUCUUUCGCUAUAUGAAGAUGGCCAACAACGACCCUAUGAGGACGCUGGAAAAACUGCUCGGUGCAGACGCGGAAGGAUCGGCGGUUUCUGCUGAGGAAAUGAUGGAUUGCUUAUAUACAAGCAUUCUGAAGAAGUGCGAUUGGGCGGAUGACGAUUUUGUACAUGACUAUCCAGUCGUGAUGGGAGCAUUAUUCGCUGCACAACAACCUCUGUCUAUUGCAGCUUGGGACGCGAUUUUGUCGCCUUUCUUGAGGUCUUCUGUUCGAUAUACGCUGGCCGAACUUGCACCUCUCCUCGAAGGGGUUGAAAACCCUUAUAUUCCGAUCCGCAUCUUACACCAAUCCUUCCGCGACUUCAUUCUGGAUCGAAUUCAUCCUCAAUUAAUCAGCCUUCGUUGCAGUCCAGUAGAUGUGAGGAUGGGCAAUGCGAUGAUUUCCCUACGUUGUACUCAGAUUCUGAAUCAGGAUCUUUGCUCCAUAGAGAGCCUAGGACUGAUUAAGAAUUUGUCGGCACAAGAUGAACUGCCUCACAUUUCUCCAAAGGAGUUGUCUGAGCACUUGCAUUACGCUUGCCGUUACAUUAUUUACCACCUUAGUGAUGUCCAUGUACCCUUGCAGGGGCUCCAUGAGUCGGUUCGCAUAUUCCUCGGCCACCACGCAAGUCGCUGGGUGGAGGUCUGUGUGAGAAUGGAAGGCUACGUCAAUAUCUCGAUACUUCCUGAGUGGGCUAAGUUGGCGGUUGACCAAAAGUCAAAAACUGCUAUGCGCGGCCUGGUCAACAUUUCAUGAGGCAUACGAGGCAGCAAACGAUUCGGUUGUGCUGUGCCGUUACCUUGUUUCUGUGGACUCAGAGACCUACAACCCGGAAUUGGCCAGGUCCCUCAACACUUUA
This is a messenger RNA of Cantharellus anzutake, 2281 nucleotides long. RefSeq lists its product as uncharacterized. The record is from RefSeq and is a predicted model, not a curated record. The transcript has 6 exons. Bases 64 to 2178 code for a protein of 704 amino acids. Lineage: Eukaryota; Fungi; Basidiomycota; Agaricomycetes; Cantharellales; Hydnaceae.